This is a messenger RNA of Talpa occidentalis (Iberian mole), 3803 nucleotides long. It is a transcript of the gene PRMT6, whose product is annotated as protein arginine methyltransferase 6. Gene Ontology annotation, molecular function: protein-arginine N-methyltransferase activity. Bases 106 to 1278 code for a protein of 390 amino acids. The transcript is spliced from 2 exons. Lineage: Eukaryota; Metazoa; Chordata; Mammalia; Eulipotyphla; Talpidae. Gene Ontology annotation, biological process: peptidyl-arginine methylation. The record is from RefSeq and is a predicted model, not a curated record.
GCUGCGCCCGCCCGCCGGGCGUGGGAAGCAGGAAGUGCACUACAACUCCCAGAAGCCCCCGCGAAGCCGCGCAACGCCCGCCGGGAGCCGGCCCGAGCGCCCAAGAUGUCGCUGCCCAAGAGAAGAAAGCUUGAGUCGGGGGGCGGCAGCGCAGGAGGGGAGGGCGCCGAGGAGGAAGAUGGCGGAGAGCAGGAGGCCACCCAGGAGCGACCCCGGAGGACCAAGCGGGAGCGGGACCGGCUCUACUACGAGUGCUACUCGGACGUGUCGGUCCACGAGGAGAUGAUCGCCGACCGCGUCCGCACCGACGCCUACCGCCUGGCCAUCCUGCGCAACUGGGCCGCGCUGCGGGGCAAGACGGUGCUGGACGUGGGCGCGGGCACCGGCAUCCUCAGCAUCUUCUGCGCCCAGGCCGGCGCCCGGCGGGUCUACGCGGUGGAGGCCAGUGCCAUCUGGCAGCAGGCCCGGGAGGUGGUGCGGCUCAACGGGCUGGAGGACCGGGUGCACGUCCUGCCCGGCCCGGUGGAGACGGUGGAGCUGCCGGAGCAGGUGGACGCCAUCGUGAGCGAGUGGAUGGGCUACGGGCUCCUGCACGAGUCCAUGCUGAGCUCUGUGCUGCACGCGCGGACCAAGUGGCUCAAGGAGGGCGGGCUGCUGCUGCCCGCCUCCGCCGAGCUCUUCGUGGCGCCCAUCAGCGACCAGAUGCUGGAGCUGCGCCUCGGCUUCUGGAGCCAGGUGAAGCAGAACUACGGGGUGGACAUGAGCUGCCUGGAGAGCUUCGCCACGCGCUGCCUCAUGGGCCGCUCGGAGAUCAUGGUGGAGAGCCUGUCCGGCGAGGAUGUGCUGGCCCGGCCGCAGCGCUUUGCUCAGCUCGACCUGGCCCGCGCCGGCCUGGAGCAGGAGCUGGAGGCCGGGGUGGGCGGGCGCUUUCGCUUCAGUUGCUAUGGCUCGGCGCCCAUGCACGGCUUUGCAGUCUGGUUCCAGGUGACCUUCCCCGGAGGGGACUCGGAGAAACCCCUGGUGCUGUCCACCUCGCCUUUUCACCCCGUCACGCACUGGAAGCAGGCGCUCCUCUACCUGAACGAGCCUGUGCAGGUGGAGCAAGAUACGGACAUCUCCGGGGAGAUCACCUUGCUGCCCUCUCGGGAGGACCACCGGCUCCUGCGCGUGCAGCUGCGCUACAGAGUGGGCGACCAGGAGGAAAAGACCAAAGACUUUGCCAUGGAGGAGUUUUGUUUGACAGCAUCAGCAUGGCUGUGUAUGAGGAACGAUAUAUGACACCAAAGCCCAGAUGAUCCAGAGGAAGGCCAAGAUCUUUGGGAUGAAGACACUUCUAGAAGGAUGAGAGUGUGAGAUGCACCAACAUCCAGGCACUGUCCAAUCCCUGUAUAAACUGGUACUGAUUCCUUAGUGCCAUUUAGGCCACUGGAAGAACUACCAUUCCUAAGAAAAGAAAAGCAUGGUGAAGUUCUACCUGCUUUCCUCUAAUAGCUUACAUUUGUUUAGCACUGUGAAACUUUCCAAAUAUUUCCAUUAAUUCACUCAACCAAUGGACAUUUUACUGGGCAUAUAAUUUAACAGUCUUUGUGAUAAGCACUUAAGAUACAAACCAAUAAAAUAUAAUUGCAGCUUCCAAAUAGGUAUAUUCAUAGUAUAAACCAGAAAGUAAAUUAUAAUGGACUGAAAACUGGGUUGGUGGAGGUGUUAGAGAAGGCAGGUAAUUAUCUUUGCUUUAUAUUACUAGGAAAAAGUUACAUAGAGAAGGAUUUGGCUAAGGUUAUAGAACUAAUUCUAGGCAAUUAAGCACAAGUAUUUCAGUUCCUAACCCCAAGCCAAAAAUGUAUUGAUUAUGUUAUUCUUGCAUGCUUUAAUUUAAAAACAAGGACAUGCCUCUGAAAUGCAUGACAACAGUUUUUAAAUAAAUGAAGGAAACAGGGAAAAGUUAGUUUAAGAAUUCUCAUUGGAGAUCUGUCUCAUAGACCUCAAAGAACCACUUUCAGUAUACAGAUCUUAAGGUUAACAAAUACUAGGUGUUCACCGAAACACUUCCUCAACCCAUUUCCUUAAGAGCCCAUCAAAUGUGUUGUUCUUUCUGAGGCCCCCAGGAAACUGAAUCCUUAACACAUUAGCAAAGGUAGAUAACUGCCAUCCUGGCUAUAGGGGCUUGGUGCAGAAGAGCAAAGAGGCAUUCAUUUCAUUUUUUUUUCUUUCUUUUUAAUCCGAACCCUAACCCCUUUUAAUUUUUUUUUUUUUAAAGAUUUAUUUAUACAAGCACUGGGUACAGUCAGAAGCGCGAGAGGGUCUGCUGCGCCAUGUGGGACCCUCCUCACUGGCGGCCAGAAUCUAACUUGCAUCUAACUUGCGCUGCAGAGGCUGCGGGCAGUUUCACAACCCAGUGCUCAACCGCUGCGCCACUGGGGAGACCCUCCCUUUUAAUUCUUUAAUGAACACCAACUAUAACAAGUGCUAUGAUUAAAAAAAAAAAACAAAUCCUACCCUCAAAGAACUAGGAUACCAUGAGGAAACAAAAUUACUUAUACCAGUAAUUUGCAUACAUUAUUUAUCCUAGGAACACUUUAUUCCAAUUUUCCAAUUCAAUCUUACCUUUGCUAAAGAAAGGGAGAGCAGCCAGGCCUCAUCAAGUCCAUGCUUAAAAUUUCUCCCAAGUACAAAAAUACUAUAACAUACAUUGUAAGAUCCUCCCAGAAAAAUCCUCAGAUGUUCAUAAAUCUAUGUCCUGCAGAUAACUUUAUUUCAGCUAAUGGACAUAGUAUUUUGGGUAGAUGACCCUUCUUGUAUUGGCUAUUCGAAAGCUGAAUCAAAUUUAUGGGCCACUUGCGUGUUUUUUAAGUGUGUAUCUGGCUCUUAUUUGCAUACCCAAUCUUUUUCCUUGAUUGAUCUUUCUCAAUUAUAAUGAAUAUUACAUGUCUUGUUGGAAUUUAUGUAGCUUUUUCCUCUUCGAAUACUUUUGGCAUUAAAAUGUUUUCUGUAAUACCUGCAAGAUUACUUUCUGUAACACCUGCAAACGUUCUGAGAGUAAGGAGGUUGUAGAAAGGGACAAAUAACUCUGAAUUAGACCAUUUUUAUUUCCUAUGAAAUUCGUGCCCCAAAUUGUUUGUAUAGAGGGAUGUCUGAUUGAAUCACGCCCUUUAUUUAAUCACACAUUUUAUAGAAUCAAAGUCUCUGAAUGUAUGAAAUUCUCAGACAUAAAGACAAUCUUAAGGAAAUUUUGGCGUGUUCUACAGCUCUUUCUAAACCUAGAACAGUUGCUGACUGAGUCUUAAAUAUAACAGAAAGAAGAUUAUUAGCUUGCCAAACCUCUUCCAAAAAAUGUGUCAGAAUUGUCUAAAGUGAUGAUGGGGAGGAUGUAAUAAGACUAUUUUUCAAAAUAUCUUACAUGCUUGUAGGAAAAGAUGGUUAGAACAAAGGAAUAUAGACUUAGAAUUUUAAUAAAAAUUAAGAUAAGGCCAAUAACAUUAGAAUUAUCCGACUUUGGUAUCUUUGAUAAUUAAAUGCAUCAUUGUUAAUAAUGAAGAUUUCAGUCAACUAUGUAGCUUUUUAACUCUAAAAACAAGCACUUGUCUGACAUUUGGACUUUGUGUUUGGUGGUUGCUACCUGGUAGUGUUACAUAUUAAUCAUAGGAAUAAUCACAUAUGAAUCAGUCACCUCCCACAUUAUGUUCUGACGUUGCUCCUCUACUUACCAGUAUCUUUUAAUUUCACUCAUUUUACAGAAACAUGCUUGUUUCAGAACAUUCUGUCCUUUGUUACCUUUCCAGAAAUUAAAGCAAUUCAAAAUUCCU